CCCCCACAGCCAGUUACAUGGAAGUCUCUUGCUGUCACGUUUGCGUUGGAAGCGGGUCUUCUUCUAGGGAUGAAAUACUUCAAGAGAAAAAAAGAGCAAAUGAUUGAGAGAGAACGAACAAAGUCGAUGGGAAAAGCGGCGCUCGGAGGUCCUUUCUCACUCGUCGACCACAACCAUAAACCCACAAGGCGAAAGAAUUUCCUCGGCCGGUGGCUGCUGAUCUUCGGUUUCACACACUCGGACAUCUGUCCUGAUGAACUGGAGAAAAUGAUUGAGGCUGUCGAUGAGAUCGAUAGAAUUAAAGCGAUUCCAGACAUAACACCACUUCUGAUCAGCAUCGAUCUGACAGAGACACACCAGAGAAGCACUGGCAGCCUAUGUCAAAGAAUUUUCCCCAAGCUGAUCGGUCUGACAGGCACGCUGCAGAUUGAGCAGGUCUCCAGAGCCUACAAGUCUACUACCAGCCAGGGCCCAAAGAUGAGGACAAACGGCUACAUUGUUAGUCACACCAUCAUAAUGUAUCUGGUGGGACCUGAUGGCCAGUUUCUCUUGAAUAUUUUAAGACAGAACAAGAAAUCCUCUGAGAUCUGGAAAUCAUCCAUAGCUGCCCACAUGAGGAAGUACAAGUAUGGCAAAUGGUGA
Molecule: messenger RNA, 642 nt
Organism: Puntigrus tetrazona (Sumatra barb)
Lineage: Eukaryota; Metazoa; Chordata; Actinopteri; Cypriniformes; Cyprinidae
Gene: sco1
Product: protein SCO1 homolog, mitochondrial
Biological process (GO): mitochondrial respiratory chain complex IV assembly
Source: RefSeq, a predicted model, not a curated record